Messenger RNA from Oncorhynchus kisutch (coho salmon), 3124 nucleotides. Its product is annotated as sex comb on midleg-like protein 4. NCBI's taxonomy places the organism in Eukaryota, Metazoa, Chordata, Actinopteri, Salmoniformes, Salmonidae. Gene Ontology annotation, biological process: negative regulation of DNA-templated transcription. The record is from RefSeq and is a predicted model, not a curated record. The transcript has 9 exons. Gene Ontology annotation, cellular component: nucleus. Gene Ontology annotation, molecular function: histone binding; chromatin binding. The coding region runs from base 403 to 1602 and encodes 399 amino acids.
CCAUUACAGUGGAAUCUGCCCUGCUUGGAUAUUCCACUCUGCGUUGCGGUUCAAGAGAUUUAGAAGCAGGCAAAUACACUCAGACACAGACAGAACAGAGGAGGAUUCAGUAGGAGAUCAACUGAAAAGGGAUAUACUCUCCAAUCCUCAUUCUUUCUGAUGUGUAAUGAGAUGUCUGCAGCCAGCCAGCCAGCCUGUGUGCCGUGCAGCAGCAGCAGCAGAGACGAAAGGAGCAGGGAGAAACACGUACAGUACAGCAGCUAGAGGCAAAAUGGCUUUCACAGCCUGCUGAGGGAGUGUGCUGUGCAUAGAACCUUCUCCUGCGGAUCUGGACUCUAACAGGGAUCGAAGAAGGGAAGAGCUUGCUUCUCAAGUGUUCUAGAUCAGAGGAGAUCAGCUCCAAUGAGUGUACUUGCAGCAGCACAGAAAGCAGACAACAACAGUGAAAUGCAGUCGCCUGCAGUGUCUCCUUCCUUCCUCCCCAGCCAGCCAGGAAAGAUUCCCGGCAGGAAGAGAGGGAGACCCCCACUUCAUCGCAAGAUGGAUUUUCCAACCCACUACCCUGAUUCCCUUCCUCCUCUCAAAGUUCCCAAGAAGAGGGGGAGAAAGCCUGGCUUCAAGCUGAAGCCCAGGAUGGUGAUGACUCCCCUGGCCAUCUCUCCUCCCAGCAGCACCCCAGAACCAGACAUGAGCUCCAUCCCCCAGGAUGCUGCGACCAUCCCCCACUCUGCCACGCCCCAGGUGCUCACAGUGUGUAUCUACAUCAACAAGCAAGCCAACAUGGGUCCUAACCUGGAUAGGAAGAAGCUGCAGCAGCUCCCAGAUCAUUUUGGACCUGACAGGCCUUCCGUGGUGCUGCAGCAGGCUGUCCAGGGGUGCAUCGACAGUGCCUUCCAGCAGAAAGCUGUGUUCACUCUCCUCACACAGGGCUACGGAGGAGAGAAAAUAUCAGCCACCUUCGAUGGGAAGCAGCACCUUCUGAGUCUGCCUGUGGUCAACAGCGUCGGCUACGUGCUACGCUUCCUCAAGAAGCUCUGUCGUAGUUUACACUGUGAAAACCUCUUCAGCGACCAACCAAUCACCCAGCAUAAUGCCUCCUACCAAUCAGAGGCUGAAACCUCCAUGCCAGAGGAGUACCUUCUGGACCCGUCAGACAAACGCUACUCAAUGGACCCAGGUGACUCCGCCUUUAGUGCCAUAAGCUCCUCCUACUCAUCCAAACCGUCCUAUGGGUUUCGCUCCUCGCAGCAAUUCCCCAACAGCUCCUCCCCCAUGGGCAUGUGUAGACAGACGUCUAGUCCAAAUACUUUCCUGGAAGGUAACAGGAUAGCGUACAAUCCAUCUCAGGACUCCCAGGAGUCCAAGGUUCCCCCCAGUAAGGACCCUUCCACCUGGAGUGUAGAGGACGUGGUGUGGUUCAUCAGAGACGCUGACCCCCAUUCCCUGGGCCCUCAUGUGGACAUAUUCAGGAAGCAUGAGAUAGACGGCAACGCGUUGUUACUUCUAAAGAGUGAGAUGAUCAUGAAGUACCUAGGACUGAAGCUGGGGCCAGCCCUGAAGCUCUGCUAUCACAUCGACAAACUAAAACAAAACAAGUUCUGAAUCUGAACAUUUUUUCACUUCAUCAAUCUGUGGGACCCAACUUUGUGGAUGCCUCCCAACUGGCACCUUUAUAUAGUGCACUACUUUUGACCAGAGCACUAAGGGUCCUGGUCAAAAGUAGUACACUAUAUAGGAAAUAGGGUGCCAUUUGGGAUGCUAUAUUUUACUAAUUAUUUAGCAUUUUCAGAUGCUAUGUAGCUAAUGAAAAAAAUGUAUUCUGACAGAAUACAACGUUUUGGGAUAUUCUAGUUUUGAUGUUGAAAUAACUUUUUGGUUUAUACAGAUGACACAAUAUGCAAAUUCUGGAAUGCAUAACUGAUACACUGGCAGACAAUAUUGGGAAAAGUAGACUAUAUUACUUUGAGGAUACAGUUGUCCCAUAAAUGAGUUUAUAAUGUGCCCAAAGCAUAUAGCAAGACACAUUUAUGAUCUGUUGAGAAAUGUGAAUUAUUUUAGAUAAACUAUUAUUUAUACUUGGUCUUCUAAAAACGUAGUUAAGGCCUCACAAAUGUGUGAUAAACAGAUAAAAAUUGUCCCAUAUUGUUUUGAUUCUAUACCCUCACAAAAGUUUAUUUGAAUGUGUCAUAGGGUUGAAGCUACAGACACAGUUCCACAUAAUGGUUUUUCAAGUUCUAUACACAUCAAUGUAAACUCAUAUUGUGAAGCAUGUGAUUAGAAACAGGAAUUUAAGCCCAUGUUAAACAUUAUUAAACUGUUGUUUUUUUACACAAAAUAAUGUCAACUAAACUCAGUGCAGAAAUACAAAUGACUUUGCAUAUUGUUUUACAUACUAUUUUGAUAGAAUUGUCAAAAAAACAUGUUUGCGCUCAAAUACAUGACAAUGAGCCAUUUCUAGUUGAAUAUACCAGAUUGUCAAAUAAUUAUCAUCGCCAAGACACCUCACAAAUUCAUUGAAACUUGAUUGUGUGGAUAUUUACUAUAUAAAUGUUUUACUAUGUUAUCAUUGUUGAAACAGAUUUGGAGCAUAAGGGAUGACAACACUCACCGGGAAAAAUGUCGAAGGACCUACAGUAUUGGGUUAUGAGGCCAUAUAGCAUUGCUUGUGUGUGCCAGUUUGGCAGUAUGUGUACAUUUUAGUAACCAGUGUAUGUGAAUGCUGCUGUAUAUGAUUACAUGUUAGCCAUGCCAAGUCAAAUCAAGCUGGGACGAUGUCUUUUAUUUUGAAAAUCAUGUUGGAAAGAUGUACUGUAAGUCAGAGAAUGACCAAUGUAUGGAUGAGUUUACUUGUACUGGUGCUAAAGAAAUUCUCAAUGUAUUGAAUAUCUCAUGUUUGCUUUUGUGUUGUGAGUUUUAAAUGGAAAACACUCAAAUGUGUGUAUUUAACCUGGCUGUGUAUCCUAAGUAUUAAAUUAAGAAAAUAUUAAGGGGACAAGGUAUGGUUUGAGGAGCAUCUUUCUUUGUGAUAUCAACCAAUUUACGGAAUGAAAUGAAGCUUAGGAUUCAUGGAAAAAUAAGAAUUAAACGUUACCAAAUGUGUCCACAUGGUGACACAAUCAUAUGU